CGGCGCCGGCUCCUCCUCUGCUGUUGUGGUGACGGGGUAGGGGGUAGGGGUGGGGUCUCUGGUGACCCCGGCCCAGCGCAGACAGUCUGCGGAGCGGUCCAGUCCCGGCGGUGGCCUUCUGCGCCUGUCAUUGACCGUUAGCCGGCAGGCCUGGCCGCUCCCCCGAGGGGAGAACUUUUCAGGGCCAUGUCCAGGCCGAGCAGCGUCUCCCCGCGGCCGCCCGCGCCUGGCGGCGGGGGCGGCCCCGCUCCGUGCGGUCCUGGGGGCGGAGGCCGGGCAAAGGGGCUGAAGGACAUUCGUAUAGACGAGGAGGUGAAGAUCGCAGUCAAUAUCGCUCUGGAGCGCUUCCGCUACGGCGACCAGAGAGAAAUGGAAUUUCCUUCCUCUUUGACCAGUACUGAAAGAGCCUUUAUUCAUCGAUUGAGUCAGUCUCUUGGUUUGGUUUCUAAAAGUAAAGGAAAGGGAGCAAAUAGAUACCUAACUGUGAAGAAGAAAGAUGGAUCAGAAACAGCUCAUGCAAUGAUGACCUGUAAUUUGACUCAUAAUACAAAACAUGCUGUUAGGAGCCUAAUUCAAAGAUUUCCUGUCACCAAUAAAGAGCGUACUGAACUUCUGCCUAAAACAGAAAGAGGAAAUGUGUUUGCAGUUGAAGCUGAAAACCGGGAAAUGAGCAAAACGAGUGGGCGACUCAACAAUGGCAUACCUCAGAUUCCAGUGAAAAGAGGAGAAUCUGAAUUUGAUUCUUUCAGGCAGUCUCUGCCAGUGUUUGAGAAACAAGAAGAAAUUGUUAAAAUAAUUAAAGAAAAUAAAGUAGUUUUGAUCGUAGGAGAAACUGGGUCUGGAAAGACUACACAGAUUCCUCAGUUCCUUUUAGAUGAUUGCUUUAAAAAUGGUAUCCCCUGCCGUAUAUUUUGUACCCAGCCAAGAAGGUUAGCAGCUAUUGCUGUGGCUGAAAGAGUUGCUGCAGAGAGAAGAGAAAGGAUUGGUCAAACGAUUGGAUAUCAGAUCCGAUUAGAAAGCAGGGUUUCUCCAAAGACACUUCUGACAUUUUGCACUAAUGGGGUAUUGCUUCGUACAUUGAUGGCGGGAGAUAGUACAUUGUCGACUGUGACACAUGUUAUUGUGGACGAAGUACAUGAAAGGGAUCGAUUUAGUGAUUUUUUACUUACAAAGUUAAGAGAUCUGUUGCAAAAGCACCCAACUUUGAAACUUAUUCUUUCUAGUGCCGCCUUGGAUGUAAAUCUUUUUAUAAGAUAUUUUGGAAGUUGUCCAGUGAUCUAUAUACAGGGAAGACCUUUUGAAGUAAAAGAAAUGUUUCUGGAAGACAUCUUAAGAACUACUGGAUACACAAACAAAGAAAUGUUAAAAUACAAAAAGGAAAAACAACGAGAAGAGAAGCAACAAACUACUCUUACAGAAUGGUAUUCGGCUCAAGAGAAUACAUUCAAGCCUGAAUCUCAGAGGCAGAGAACUGUUCCGAAUGUGACUGAAGAGUAUGAUUUGUUGGAUGAUGGUGGUGAUGCUGUCUUCAGCCAGUUGACAGAAAAAGAUGUGAAUUGCCUUGAACCAUGGUUAGUAAAGGAAAUGGAUGCUUGUCUUUCUGACAUAUGGCUACAUAAAGAUGUCGAUGCCUUCGCUCAGGUCUUUCACCUUAUUUUAACUGAAAAUGUUAGCGUUGAUUAUAGGCAUAGCGAAACCAGUGCAACAGCUCUGAUGGUUGCUGCUGGACGAGGUUUUUCAAGUCAAGUAGAGCAGUUAAUUAGCAUGGGAGCCAACGUGCACAGUAAAGCGUCAAAUGGCUGGAUGGCUUUAGAUUGGGCUAAACACUUUGGACAGACUGAAAUUGUGGAUCUUCUGGAAUCUUACAGUGCUUCACUGGAAUUUGGAAAUCUAGAUGAAAGUUCUCUGGUACACACAAAUGGGAGUGACCUCAGUGCAGAAGACAGAGAGCUCCUGAAAGCUUAUCAUCACAGUUUUGAUGAUGAAAAAGUAGACUUGGAUUUGAUCAUGCACCUUCUAUACAAUAUCUGCCAUGGUUGCGAUGCUGGAGCAAUAUUAAUUUUCCUGCCUGGAUAUGAUGAAAUUGUUGGACUGCGGGAUCGCAUCCUGUUUGAUGACAAGCGGUUUGCUGAUAACACACACAGAUAUCAAGUCUUUAUGCUUCAUUCAAAUAUGCAAACAUCUGAUCAAAAGAAGGUAUUGAAAAACCCGCCUGCUGGUGUUCGAAAAAUUAUCCUUUCCACCAAUAUUGCUGAAACCAGCAUCACAGUCAAUGAUGUUGUCUUUGUUAUUGAUUCUGGUAAGGUGAAAGAGAAAUCCUUCGAUGCACUGAAUUUUGUUACAAUGUUGAAAAUGGUGUGGAUUUCCAAAGCUAGUGCCAUACAACGAAAAGGCAGGGCAGGGAGAUGUAGACCUGGAAUUUGUUUCCGGCUGUUCAGCAGACUCCGAUUCCAGAAUAUGUUGGAAUUUCAGACUCCAGAACUUUUGAGAAUGCCAUUACAGGAACUUUGUUUACAUACUAAGCUAUUAGCCCCAGUUAAUUGUCCUAUUGCCGAUUUCCUAAUGAAAGCUCCUGAACCUCCACCUGCUUUAAUUGUAAGAAAUGCUGUACACAUGCUUAAGACAAUAGAUGCAAUGGACGCGUGGGAAGAUCUCACUGAGCUUGGGUAUCAUUUGGCUGACCUGCCCGUAGAACCACAUCUUGGAAAAAUGGUCCUGUGUGCUGUCGUGUUAAAGUGUCUGGACCCCAUCCUUACAAUUGCCUGCACCCUGGCCUAUCGAGACCCUUUUGUACUGCCAACCCAGGCCUCUCAAAAGCGCGCAGCUAUGCUCUGUAGGAAACGCUUCACUGCAGGAACUUUCAGUGACCACAUGGCACUUCUCAGAGCAUUCCAGGCAUGGCAGAAAGCACGAAGUGAUGGGUGGGAGCGAGCCUUUUGCGAAAAGAACUUUCUUUCGCAAGCUACCAUGGAAAUAAUCAUUGGUAUGAGAACUCAGUUGCUUGGUCAACUUAGAGCAUCAGGUUUUGUUAGAGCACGAGGCGGUGGUGACAUUCGAGAUGUUAACACAAAUUCCGAGAACUGGGCUGUCGUUAAAGCUGCAUUGGUGGCAGGCAUGUAUCCUAAUGUAGUCCAUGUGGACAGAGAGAAUGUAGUACUGACAGGGCCAAAGGAGAAAAAAGUUCGGUUUCAUCCCACUUCAGUUCUCAGUCAGCCUCAGUAUAAAAAGAUUCCUCCAGCCAAUGGUCAGGCUGCAGCGAUUCAGGCACUACCUACAGAUUGGCUUAUUUAUGAUGAAAUGACCAGGGCCCAUAGAAUAGCUAAUAUUCGAUGUUGUUCAGCAGUGACACCUGUCACUAUAUUGGUAUUCUGUGGACCAGCUAGAUUGGCAAGUAACGCUCUUCAAGAACCUUCAUCAUUUCGAGCGGAUGGUGUUCCUAAUGACAGUAGUGAUAGUGAAAUGGAGGACAGAACCACUGCUAAUUUGGCAGCUUUGAAACUUGAUGAGUGGCUCAAUUUCAAACUAGAGCCUGAGGCAGCCAGUUUAUUGCUGCAGCUCAGACAGAAGUGGCACAGCUUAUUUUUACGCCGAAUGAGAGCUCCAUCCAAACCUUGGUCUCAAGUUGAUGAAGCUACCAUAAGAGCAAUUAUAGCUGUUUUAAGCACUGAGGAACAGUGUGCAGGUUUACAGCAGCCAUCUGGGAUAGGCCAGAGGCCAAGGCCUAUGUCUUCAGAAGAACUUCCUUUGGCAUCAUCUUGGAGGUCCAAUAAUAGCAGGAAAACUUCCGCAGAUACUGAAUUUUCUGAUGAGUCUGCUACUGCAGAAAGAGUAUUGAUGAAAUCUCCAUCUCCAGCACUACACCCACCUCAGAAGUACAAAGAUAGAGGAAUUUUACAUCCUAAACGAAGCACUGAUGACCGAUCAGAUCAAUCUUCUGUGAAAUCUACAGACAGCAGUAGUUACCCGAGUCCUUGUGCCAGCCCUUCUCCUCCACCCUCAGGAAAGGGCUCAAAAUCUCCUUCACCAAGACCAAACAUGCCUAUUCGAUACUUCAUAAUGAAGAGUAGCAAUUUGAGAAACCUUGAAAUUUCUCAGCAGAAGGGUAUCUGGUCUACAACCCCUAGUAAUGAGCGGAAGCUAAAUCGAGCCUUUUGGGAAAGCAGCAUGGUUUACUUGGUAUUUUCUGUUCAAGGAUCUGGACAUUUCCAGGGAUUUUCUAGGAUGUCUUCGGAGAUAGGAAGGGAGAAGAGCCAGGACUGGGGCUCCGCUGGACUGGGAGGAGUGUUUAAGGUGGAGUGGGUCCGGAAGGAGAGUCUUCCCUUCCAGUUUGCACACCAUCUACUUAACCCCUGGAACGACAACAAGAAGGUCCAGAUCAGCAGAGACGGGCAGGAGCUCGAGCCUCAGGUUGGUGAACAGUUGCUCCAGUUAUGGGAACGCCUUCCGUUGGGAGAAAAAACCACGACUGAUUGACCUGAACUCAGAUCUCUUAACUACAGAAGAACAUUGCACCUACUUAUAACCACUGAAUGCACUGACUUCUAAAAACUGAGGUGGAGAUAGAUGUGUGUGAUGAAUGAAUGGGCUUUUCUGGCUUAAUGUUUGUUACUUUAGAACCACCAUCUUCAUAUAAAAGAGAAAAGGGUAAUUUCAAUUUUUAUAGUGAUCAUAAAGAAUGAUUAUGUAAUGUUUGUUAAUUAUAUGUUUAUACUUGAAUAAAAUAGUAGCAGGUAACACUAUUUGGCACAACAGCAGUUACUUGAAAAACAUACUUAAUUUGAAGUUAAACAUUUCGUUUGUUGAAAACACUGACUCAUAACUCUUAUUGAUGAUUUUUUUAAUGCAAAGUAAGUUGUUUCCUUUUAAGAAGGGCCUGUAUCAGUACCUCUGAGCACCAUUUUAGAAGAGCUAAAUAACUCUUAAGGUUUGUCAUUAAAAACAAUCCAGUUCUAAAAAUGUCCCUUUUAAAAAUAGUGUGUGCUGAUUAAGGACUAUUCAUUCUGCCAUUUUAAACCUGAGCUACAUUACGAAAAAAAAGGAGAGAUGUUCUUUUUUCUUUGAUUAUAAAGUGCAGUAAAAUCUGAAGAAAAUCAGGGUUCUUUCCUGUCUUUGACUGGAUCAGAUUUAGUGCUUAGUUUUAUUCCUGGUCCUGCAUCUUACCCCCUCCUCUCAUCUUACAACCUUCACACCUCUCUUACCUGAGCACGGUAAUUACGACCUCUCUGCUUUGGCUAGAGAAACUCAGCUUGGACAAGUUAAAAAUGUAAACAAAUGGUGCAUGUUACAAAAAGUGCCCAGCAGUUAGCAGGAGCCUGGUUGGUGUAUGUCUUUCAAACGAAAGCCACACCACAAUUCAGCAUGCCUCCUGCUUGCUUUCCAGUACUUUUCAGGCUCCUUGCGUUUUUGGAUUUCUUACUGUUUUGCAUUUAUGGUUUAAUAAACGGGGGAGGGGUGUGUGUGUGUAAUUUUUGGUAAACCAGUGAUAGUGCCAGCUCUCCUGUUUCCUUGUCUUCUCAGGAUUAUUUGAUCUCUUUACCACCACUCUGUAAAGUUUCCCCAGUGGCUUUUUGAAGGAAAAUAGAGGUACAGGGAAAUAUGGAAUGAAAGAAAUGUCUUGGUUAUUGAGCUCUAAAUAGAACAGCUUCGAUAGCACUUCUCAUGAUAUAUUUGGGUUAUUGAAGAAAAACCAACAUGAAUCUAAUUUAAAGGCAAGAAGAAAACUCUUAAGGCUUUUUUGCUUCUGCAUUUGAAAACAAAGAAGUGAAAAGUCCUGGGUCAACAUAAGAUCUUGGGAACCCGUCUUUCUCUUGGAAAGUAUUGUGUGUUGGUGCAGUAGUUUAGAAUGGCAGCUGUGAUUUUUGCCUGUGUUUGUCGUUACUGGCUUUUUGUUGGUUUGUUUUAUACUUUGAGAUACACUUGUAAAUUGAGCCUAUGUGAAUUAUGUUCUGCUGUAUGUGUAUUACAGGUUUUUUUUUUUCCUAUUAGAGCAACUUGUGUUUUUUUUCUCCUGAUACUGUAUAUACAUUUUGUUUGGGUAUAUAUUUAACAGUUUAUGGUAUUCUAAAUUUGGAAGUGAGAACUUUUAAAAAAUAAAACUUGUUUUAAUGUCCUUCUGUUUUCUAAUAUCUAGCCCUGUAUGUAAAUGAUGAGUUUGUUGAUAUUUAAAAUGAACACAAUUUGAAUGUAAUUAAAAUGCUGUUUUUGGAAGAGAUGAACUUUAAAUAUACUUAUUAAAUGAAAUUCUGUUAAAUUA
Messenger RNA from Neofelis nebulosa (Clouded leopard), 6253 nucleotides. RefSeq names its product YTH N6-methyladenosine RNA binding protein C2 (gene YTHDC2). Lineage: Eukaryota; Metazoa; Chordata; Mammalia; Carnivora; Felidae. Gene Ontology annotation, molecular function: protein binding; ATP binding; RNA binding. The coding region runs from base 187 to 4473 and encodes 1428 amino acids. Gene Ontology annotation, cellular component: intracellular anatomical structure. The record is from RefSeq and is a predicted model, not a curated record. The transcript has 30 exons.